CACAAUUCUCUGCUUGUGUGUGCUUUUUUCUCUCCAACUUUCCACUCGUCAUUUUCUCUCUCUAAGACUCGUCUUCUCUAUUUCUAGUGAGAGAAAGCUUAAACCUUUUUUCAACUUCACUCUCCUUCAUCCUCUUCAACCGUAACUUAAAUAUUCAAACUAUCUUCCAUUUUUCUUCUAUUUUUCUUCAGCCUUCAUUAUGGUUAGGAAGAGGAGAACUGAGGGACCUGGUGGUGAAAGCUCCGAUGGUCAACACCCUGCUGAGAGGAGUGUGCCGCCUCAACAACAGGCUGCUGUAUCUGGAGGUGCAGGUCCCCAGGGAGGGGGAGGACCCCAAGGAGGGCGAGGCUGGGCUCCCCAGGGUGGACGUGGGGGUUAUGGAGGUGGACGCGGUGGUCGUGGGAUGCCCCAACAGCAAUAUGGUGGUGCACCCCCUGAGUAUCAAGGAAGAGGUAGGGGAGGACAUCAUCAGCCCCAACAGCAAUAUGGUGCUCCCUCUGAUUAUCAAGGAAGGGGUAGGGGAGGACCUCCCCAGCAUCAACAGCAGUAUGGUGGUCCACCUGAGUAUCAAGGCAGAGGCAGGGGAGGGCCUUCUCAGCAAGGAGGUCGUGGAUAUGGCGGUGGCCGAGGUGGAUAUGGUGGCGGUGUGGGCCCUGGUGGUGGCCAUGACACAGUUCCUUCUUAUGGAGGCCCACCUAGGCCACCAGCACCCGAGCUGCACCAAGCUACCUCAGUUCCUUCCGUGCCAUAUCCAGUUGCGGUGUCUCCUCCACCUGCACCAAGUGAGGCAAGUUCAUCUUCUCAUCCACCAGAAGUGUCUGAAGUGGAACAGGAUCUGGGACAGAUGACAAUUCAUUCUGAAGAGACUCCCGCGCCUCCUCCUGCUAGUAAAUCAUCACUGAGGUUUCCCCUUCGACCUGGAAAAGGGAGCUAUGGCAAGAAAUGUGUUGUUAAGGCAAACCACUUCUUUGCUGAGUUGCCAAAGAAAGACCUGCAUCAGUAUGAUGUGACAAUUACUCCAGAAGUGACUUCUAGAGGUGUGAACCGUGCUGUUAUGGAGCAGCUUGUGAGACUGUAUCGUGAUUCUCACCUGGGAAAGAGACUUCCGGCUUAUGAUGGCCGUAAGAGCCUCUAUACUGCAGGGCCACUUCCUUUUAUUACGAAGGACUUUAGAAUCACCCUGGUUGAUGAAGAUGAUGGGUCAGGAGGGCAGAGGAGGGACAGGGAGUUUAAAGUUGUUAUUAAACUUGCUGCACGUGCUGACCUUCACCACCUGGGACUCUUUUUGGAGGGGAGGCAGACUGAUGCACCUCAGGAAGCUCUGCAGGUUCUUGACAUUGUUCUCCGGGAGCUUCCUACUACCAGGUAUUGUCCAGUGGGAAGAUCAUUUUAUUCACCUGAUCUAGGUAGAAGGCAGCCUUUGGGUGAGGGGUUGGAAAGUUGGCGGGGAUUUUAUCAAAGUAUUCGUCCUACUCAAAUGGGACUGUCUCUGAACAUUGAUAUGUCUUCAACUGCAUUUAUUGAGCCACUGCCUGUGAUAGAUUUCGUUACCCAGUUGUUGAAUAGGGAUGUCUCAUCCAGGCCUCUGUCUGAUGCUGACCGAGUUAAGAUAAAAAAAGCGCUCCGUGGAAUCAAAGUUGAAGUAACACAUCGUGGCAACAUGAGGAGAAAAUAUCGUAUUUCCGGUUUGACUUCACAAGCUACUAGAGAGCUGACUUUCCCUGUGGAUGAGAGGGGGACUAUGAAGUCUGUUGUUGAGUAUUUCUUUGAGACCUAUGGUUUCGUCAUUCAACAUACUCAGUGGCCUUGUUUGCAAGUGGGCAAUACUCAGAGACCAAACUACCUUCCAAUGGAGGUCUGCAAGAUUGUCGAGGGGCAAAGGUACUCUAAACGAUUGAAUGAGCGACAAAUUACCGCCCUGCUCAAAGUCACAUGCCAACGUCCACUAGAUAGGGAACGUGACAUCAUGCAGACUGUACAUCAUAAUGCCUAUCAUGAGGAUCCUUAUGCUAAAGAAUUUGGAAUCAAAAUCAGUGAAAAACUUGCUCAAGUCGAAGCUCGCAUCCUUCCUGCGCCUUGGCUCAAAUAUCAUGAUACUGGUAGAGAAAAGGAUUGUCUACCCCAAGUUGGCCAAUGGAAUAUGAUGAACAAGAAAAUGGUCAAUGGGGGAACAGUUAACAAUUGGUUCUGCGUAAACUUUUCUAGGAAUGUGCAAGACAGUGUUGCACGUGGAUUUUGUGAUGAACUUGCCCAUAUGUGUUACGUAUCUGGCAUGGCAUUUAAUCCUGAACCAGUAGUUCCUCCAGUAAGUGCCCGUCCUGACCAAGUUGAGAAGGUUCUGAAAACGCGUCAUCAUGAUGCCAAGACCAAACUGCAGGGAAAGGAUCUUGAUCUGCUCAUUGUCAUUUUGCCUGAUAAUAAUGGUUCUCUUUAUGGUGACCUCAAGCGAAUAUGUGAGACUGACCUGGGGGUUGUUUCACAGUGUUGUUUGACUAAACAUGUUUUUAAGAUGAGCAAGCAGUACCUUGCAAAUGUUUCCUUGAAAAUAAAUGUAAAGGUUGGGGGUAGGAAUACUGUUCUGGUUGAUGCACUUUCACGACGCAUACCACUAGUCAGUGACAGACCUACUAUUAUAUUUGGAGCUGAUGUGACUCAUCCACACCCUGGUGAAGAUUCAAGUCCAUCAAUAGCAGCUGUUGUUGCUUCUCAAGAUUGGCCAGAAAUCACCAAGUAUGCUGGUUUGGUUUGUGCCCAAGCACAUAGGCAGGAGUUGAUUCAAGACCUUUUCAAACAAUGGCAAGAUCCAGUCAGAGGAACAUUGACUGGUGGAAUGAUCAAGGAACUUCUUAUAUCAUUCCGGAGAGCAACUGGUCAAAAACCACAGCGCAUCAUAUUUUACAGAGAUGGAGUUAGCGAAGGGCAAUUUUACCAAGUGCUGCUGUUUGAGCUUGAUGCAAUCCGGAAGGCCUGUGCUUCACUUGAACCCAACUAUCAGCCUCCUGUGACUUUUGUGGUGGUUCAAAAACGUCAUCAUACUAGGCUCUUUGCCAGUAACCACCAUGACAAGAGCUCUGUUGAUCGCAGUGGCAACAUAUUACCUGGAACUGUUGUGGAUUCUAAGAUCUGCCAUCCGACUGAGUUUGACUUUUAUCUAUGCAGUCAUGCCGGAAUACAGGUAAACUUUUGCUACCGAUGGUGUAAAAAUUUAAAGUUGGAUUAUUACUGUGCUCUUAUGUUCAAGAGAUUUUUGCAGGGUACAAGCCGUCCAGCUCAUUAUCAUGUUUUGUGGGAUGAAAAUAAUUUUACUGCCGAUGCUUUGCAAAGUCUAACUAACAACUUGUGCUACACAUAUGCCAGAUGUACCCGUUCUGUUUCAAUUGUGCCCCCUGCUUAUUAUGCUCAUUUGGCUGCAUUCCGAGCAAGGUUCUAUAUGGAACCCGAGACUUCUGAUAGUGGAUCUAUGACAAGCGGUGCAGUUCCACGCGGUGGAAUGGCAGCUGCUGCAGGGCGUAGUUCACGUGCCCCGGGUGCAAAUGCUGCUGUUAGACCCUUGCCUGCGUUGAAGGAGAAUGUCAAGAGGGUCAUGUUUUAUUGCUGAGAUUUAUUUAAAGUUUUUUGAAGGACUGCUGAGAUCAUAAUUGAAGUUUGAUGAAGGACUGCUGGGAUCAUAUUUGGAGUUUGUUGAAGGAAGUAUCAAAUAAACUGGUCUAGUUAUGUUGAAGUAAUAUUGAGAUGAUAUUGACAAGUGUUUGUUUUAAACUAUUUGAUGUGGAAGUAAUAUUGAGAUAAUAUUGUUAAGUGGUUGUUUUAAAAACUAUUUUGUCGUGCUUCAUAAUCGUCUGCUGGUAUUAGUGGUUGUUUUGAAUGUUUAUGUCGUUUUAUCAUUCUUGAAUCAAACCUAUGUUUACUGUUGAA
This is a messenger RNA of Lathyrus oleraceus (garden pea), 3915 nucleotides long. Its product is annotated as protein argonaute 1. Gene Ontology annotation, molecular function: protein binding; RNA binding. The record is from RefSeq and is a predicted model, not a curated record. Bases 200 to 3598 code for a protein of 1132 amino acids. Lineage: Eukaryota; Viridiplantae; Streptophyta; Magnoliopsida; Fabales; Fabaceae. The transcript is spliced from 21 exons.